Motacilla alba alba is the source of this 6084-nucleotide messenger RNA. RefSeq names its product anoctamin 8 (gene ANO8). Gene Ontology annotation, cellular component: plasma membrane. The record is from RefSeq and is a predicted model, not a curated record. Bases 647 to 3817 code for a protein of 1056 amino acids. Gene Ontology annotation, biological process: chloride transmembrane transport. Gene Ontology annotation, molecular function: chloride channel activity. The transcript has 18 exons. NCBI's taxonomy places the organism in Eukaryota, Metazoa, Chordata, Aves, Passeriformes, Motacillidae.
GGAGGGCCGGGAUGCGGCUCGCUGCGGAUGCGGGCCGGGAUGCGGCUCGCCGGGACCGCCGGGGGGGGUCGGGCUGCCGGGGGAGCUCCGAGCAUCCCCCCGGUACCGGGACGGCUCCGAGCCCCCGCCCGCCUCAUGGGGGGGGGCUGUGGCUCUCGGGGGGUUUAGUGUCACCCUCCCCCCGCCCCGGACAGCCCCGAGACCCCCGGGAUGGCGCUGGCAGCCGGCUCCGUGUGUUCCCCCCCCCAACCGGUGACAUCCCCGGUGUCACCCCCAUCCUGGGAAGGGGUUUUGCCCCCCUUCCCCCCUUGCCAGGCCCGUGCCCCCCCCAGCACGGCAGGGGGGUGGCGCAGCUCGCAGCCUUUGUGUCGCUGUCCCCACGCUGCCGUUGGGGUCCCCUCCCCCGCGUGGCGCUGGGCCAGGUGACAUCCCCUGAUCGGGGUCCCCGGGGCGCGGGGCGCGGGGGGGUGGCAAGGCCUGGUGGCAGCUGUGGCACCGAGCGGGGCUCCUGCCGGCGGCUGGGUGACCCACUUCGUGCCCCCCGGGACACCGUUCGGUGCCCGCCGCGCCGCAGCUCCGGUGACCUUAGCCCGGGAGCCAAGAUAAACUCUUCGGGAAGCGGCUGCUCCAGGCCGGGCGCUACAUCAUGUCCCACAAGGCCUGGAUGAAAACCGUGCCCACGGAGAACUGCGACGUGCUGAUGACAUUCCCGGACAGCACGGAUGACCACACGCUGCUGUGGCUGCUGAACCACAUCCGCCUGGGCAUCCCCGAGCUCAUCGUGCAGGUGCGGCACCACCGGCACACGCGCGUCUACGCCUUCUUCGUCACCGCCACCUACGAGAGUUUGCUGCGCGGGGCGGACGAGAUGGGGCUGCGGAAGGCGGUGAAGGCGGAGUUCGGGGGCGGCAUGCGCGGCUUCUGCUGCGAGGAGGAGUUCAUCUACGAGAACAUCGACAACGAGCUCGGCUUCUUCAGCUCCCAGGAGCGGCAGAGCAUCAUCCGCUACUGGCUGGAGAACCUGCGGGCCAAGCAGGGCGAGUCCCUGCACAACAUCCACUUCCUCGAGGGCCAGCCCAUCAUCCCGGAGCUGGCGGCCCGGGGGGUGAUCCAGCAGCUGUUCCCGCUGCACGAGCAGAGGAUCCUCAAGCGCCUGAUGAAGUCCUGGGUGCAGGCGGUGUGCGAGGCGCAGCCCCUCGAUGACAUCUGUGACUAUUUUGGGGUGAAGAUCGCCCUGUACUUCGCCUGGCUGGGCUUCUACACCUCGGCCAUGGUGUACCCGGCCGUGUUCGGCUCCAUCCUCUACACCUUCACCGACAGCGACCAGUUGGUGCCGUCUGUCCCCCAGACCAGCCAGGACAUCUCCUGCGUGGUCUUUGCCAUCUUCAACGUCAUCUGGGCCACGCUGUUCCUGGAGGAGUGGAAGCGCCGCGGCGCCGAGUUCGCCUACAAGUGGGGGACGCUGGACACGCCCGCCGAGUCCCUGGAGGAGCCCCGGCCCCAGUUCCGGGGCACCAAGCGGAUCAGCCCGGUGACCAGCGCCGAGGAGUUCUAUUACCCGCCCUGGAAGCGCCUCCUGUUCCAGAGCCUCGUCAGCGUCCCCGUGUGCCUGGCCUGCCUCGCCCUCGUCUUCCUCCUCAUGCUCGGCUGCUUCCAGCUCCAGGAGCUGGUGCUCAGCAUCCAGGAGCUGCCGCGCGUCCUUCGCUUCCUGCCCAAGAUCAUCCUGGCCAUCAUUGUCACUGCCUGUGACGAGCUCUACAAGAAAGUGGCCUUGUGGCUCAAUGACAUGGAGAAUUAUCGGCUGCAGAGCGCCUACGAGAAACACCUCAUCAUCAAAAUGGUCCUGUUCCAGUUCGUCAAUUCCUACCUGAGCCUUUUCUACAUUGGGUUCUACCUCAAGGACAUGGAGCGCCUCAAGGAGCUCCUGCUCAUCCUGUCCCUGUCGCAGAGCCUCGCGCGGCAGCUCCGGGAGGCUCUGCUCCCCUCCAUCCUCCUCCACCUCCACCUGUCCCUCAUCUUCCUCAGGCGCCUCCUGCGCUUUUGCUGGACCCUGGCACUAUCCAAAAUGCUGGCCACGCUGCUGAUCACGCGGCAGUUCCUGCAGAACGUGCGGGAGGUGUCGCAGCCGCACCUGUACCGGCGCCUCCGCCGCGGGGACCUCUCGGUGCGCAGCCUGCGGCAGCUCGGCCGCGCCCUGCUCCGCCUGCUCGCCCCGCGGCCACCCCCGCACGCCCCUCCGGAGGGGCCCCGCGGCGAGAAGAAGUGUCUGAACGGGGGCUGCGGGGUGCCCGAGGAGGAGGAGGAGGAGGAGGAGGAAGAGCGGCGCGGCUCGGACUCGGACUCGGAGGGCGCGCUGGACUGCGGGCUGAAGCUGAAGAAGGUGAGCUUCAUCGAGCGCGGCGAGCGGCGCGCCGAGCCCGCGGGCCCCGAGGACGAGCCCUUCCUGGAGGAGGGCAGCCCCACCAUGGUGGAGAAGGGCAUGGACCCCGCGGCUGUGUUCGAGCUCUGCGAGGAGGAGGAGGAGGCCGAAGCGCAGCCCGGCAGCCCCGGCAGGGCGGCGGAGCCGGCGGUGCUGGCGAGGAGGAGGAGGAGGGAGGAGGAGGAGGGCGAUGAGGAAGGGAGGAAGCGCAACCGCGCCUCGUGGAUUGACCCGCCCGAGGAGGAUUACUCCACGCAGCUGACCCAGGCUGAGGUGGAGAGCUGCAUGAAGAAGUACGAGGACACUUUCCAGGACUACCAGGAGAUGUUCAUCCAGUUUGGCUACGUGGUGCUCUUCUCCUCGGCCUUCCCGCUGGCGGCCGCGUGCGCGCUGCUCAACAACGUCAUCGAGAUCCGCAGCGACGCCUUCAAGCUCUGCACCGGCCUGCAGAGACCCUUCGGGCAGCGCGUGGCCAGCAUCGGCCACUGGCAGAAGGUGAUGGAGGCCAUGGGCGUCCUGGCCAUCGUGGUCAACUGCUACCUGAUCGCGCAGUGCGGGCAGCUGCAGCGCCUCUUCCCGGGGCUCAGCCCCGAGGCCGCCAUCGUCUGCGUCGUGGUGCUCGAGCAUUUUGCGCUGCUCCUCAAGUAUGUCAUCCAGGUGGCCAUUCCCGACAUUCCCGCCUGGGUGGCCGAGGAGAUGGCCAAGCUGGAGUACCAGCGUCGCGAGGCCUUCAAGAAGCACGAGCGGCAGGCCCAGCACCACUUCCAGCAGCAGCAGCGCCGCAAGCGCGAGGAGGAGGAGCGGCAGCGCCACGCCGAGCUCCAGGCGCGCCGCGACCGCGACCCCGCCCGCGACGAGGCCACCAAGGCCGAGGCCACCGGGCAGGACCCGGCGCACGACAAGGGCCAGGCCAAGGGGAAAAGCUCCGGCGGCUCCUCCGCGCACGGCCCCGACAAACCCAAGCGGCCCAGUUCGCUGCUGGCCACCAACAACGUGAUGAAGCUGAAGCAGAUCAUCCCCCUGCAGGGCAAGUUCCUGUCCGGGGGCACCAGCGCGGCUGGCACCGCCACCGCCAGGUCGCCGCAGUCGCCCACGGGCAGCGAGAACAAACUGCCGGGAUUCCUGAGCUUCAAAUUCCUCAAAUCGCCCGAGACUAAGCGGGACGCGGGCACCGAGAAGGUGCAGUCGCCCACCAAGCCCUUCAACCCCGGCAAGCUCUUCAAUUUCGGCAAGUCCGAAGGGCUCGGUGCCAACGGCGGCGCGGCCGGAGCGUCCCCGCAGCCCCGGGCGGUGCCCUCGGCGGACGCGGGGCCCGGGAAGUCGCACCUCAACGAGGAAGGGGCGCGGGAGGAAGCGGAGACCCGGGCGGAGGAGGAGGGCGGCGGUGCUCGGCUCUGACCGGGGGCUCCGGGGGGUCGGGAGGAGCCGGGCGGGGGAGGACAGCGGCGGUGCCCGGUUCUGAGCGGGGCUCCGGGGGCACGGGGAGCCGGGGAACCGGGCGGAGGAGGAGGAGGGCGGCGGUGCCCGGUUCUGAGCGGGGCUCCGGCGGUUCCGGGAGCCGCCCGGUCCCUGCUGCGCGCGGCCGUGGCCGUCGGGAGCCUCUCGCCGCCGCUCGCCCGCGGGGCCGGCCCGGGGGCCGCCGGCGCCGCGCUCCGCUCCGGUGCUCUGUGCUGUGUCCCCCCGGGCUGUGUGCCCCCGGGUCCCCCCGGCCCCGCCGCUCGGAGCCGCCGCCACCGCCCCGGGAGCCGCGGGGGGACAGCGGGGGAGGCCUGAGAGCGGCGCGGCGGCGAAAUCCCGGCACCGGUGGCACGGCGCGAGUUAUCCCGGUGCGACCGGAACAUCCCGGUGCGGCUGCAGCAUCCUGAAACUUCAUAGGCUCACCGGGAGCAGUUAUCCCGGUUUUCCGUGGGCACCGGGAGCGGUUAUCCCGGUUUUUGGAGCAUCCCAAACUCCCCCACACCCCGUUUCCCCCAGAGACGCCGCGCUCCAGCCUUUGGAUCCUUCGGGAGCCACAUCCCGCUCCUGGAAUUCCCGGGAUCCCCGGGACGAGCCCGAUUCAGCCGUGCCUCAACCCUGCUCCGCCCGCUCCCCCCGCCUGGAUCCCGGAUCCCAGUCCCAAAUCCCGGAGGUCCUUCCCGGGAGUUUUCCAGCCGGGAACGGGGCGCAUUUCCCGGGAAUGCCGUGCAUGGGCAGCGUUUCUUGCACUAAACCCCAGCCCCGAGCCCGCCGCCGGUGCCGCUUCCCCCAAAUCCCAGCGGGACCUUCCCGGCUCCAGCUCCGAAUUCCCUGGAAUUCUGUCGCAAUAAGGGGCGGGACAAGGAGGGGACAUGGGGAGGGACAAAGGGGGAGGGGGUGGGAGCCGCUUCGCUGCUGCCGCGGGAAGGAAUUCCUGGAUUCCCUGGAUUCUCUGGAUUCCCGGGAUCGGCUUUUCCAGCGGGAUACAUGCUGGGAAUGCGCUCCCUCUUUUCCCUGCUUCGCUUCGCGGGGUUGGUGGCACUUGGGGACAUCCAUUCCCAAAGGGAAAAAUCUGGGAAAAGAGGGAAAAGCUGGGAAAAGGGAGGGGGGGAGUGGUCCCAAGUCUCCUCCUGUUCCCUCUUCCCAAAAAUAAGGUUAGAAUUUUUUGGGGUUUUUUUUCCCCCCCUCCUCUUUCAAAAAAAUCCAUGGAAAUUCAGAGAAUCCAUGGAAUUUGGAAGAACGCAUGGAAUUUUGGGGUUUGGGGUUUUUUUGGGAUCCCAAAUCGAAGCCAUUUUCCAGAGCAAUAAGGGCAGGAAAAUCCGGGAUUCCCAAAGGAAAAGGCUCAGAGGUUGAAAAAUCCCAGUGGGAUUGGGGAGGCUUGGGAUCAGGGAGGGAAAUUUGGGAAUGUGGGAAUUGGGGAUGGGAAAUUAGGGAAUUGGGGAUGGAGAUUGGGAUUAAGGAUGGAGUUUGGAAAUGGGAGUGGAGUUUGGGAAUUGGGGACAGAUUUUGGGAUGGGAGAUGGAGAUUUGGGAACAGGGAUGGAGUUUGGGAAUGGGGGUGGAACUUUGGGAUUGGGGAUGGGGAUUUGGGAACUUGAGAAGAUUUGAGAAUAGGGAAUGGAACCUGGGAACAGGGAAGGAGAUUUGGGAAUUGGGGAAAUUUGGGAAUAGAGGAGAUUUGGGAAUUGGGGAUGGAGAUUUGGGAAUAGGGAAGGAGAUUUGGGAACGUGGAUGAAGGAGGAUCCCAAUCCCCCCACCUGCCCUGGCCUGGAAUAUCCCAGAGAGGUCCUGGGGCAAUCCCGGGAAAAGGGAGCCCUGGGAAAGUCGGGAAUCCCGGGAAAACGAAAUCCCAGAAUUCCAGGAGGCUCCGGCUCCUCCCCCUCCCUCAUCCCAAGGGAUUUUCCCAAAAAACCCCGGGAAUGGCUUUGAUCCCAUUUCCCUCUGGAGCAGAGAAUUCCCAGAGGGAAAAGCCCCAAAUCCGGGGAAUUUUCAUCCCUUUCCCAAAAAAAACCAACAACAAAAAAUCUCUGGAAUUUCAGAGGAGGGAAAAAUUCGGGAAUGGUUUUUCCUUUGAUUUUUUCCCUUGGAGUGGGAAUUCCGUGGGAAUUCCAGGAAAGGAAGGGAAAGGAGGGGGGAUGGGGGGGGUUAAUUUAUUUCUUUUUAAUUUAUUUUUGUAAAAUCCGCAAUAAAAAAGAAAUCUAUUUCAACAGC